Myripristis murdjan (pinecone soldierfish) is the source of this 1695-nucleotide messenger RNA. Its product is annotated as solute carrier family 22 member 13-like. Lineage: Eukaryota; Metazoa; Chordata; Actinopteri; Holocentriformes; Holocentridae. Gene Ontology annotation, biological process: transmembrane transport. Gene Ontology annotation, cellular component: membrane. The transcript is spliced from 10 exons. The record is from RefSeq and is a predicted model, not a curated record. Gene Ontology annotation, molecular function: transmembrane transporter activity. Bases 1 to 1695 code for a protein of 564 amino acids.
AUGAGCAGUUUUGAGCAGGUCCUGCAGGAGAUCGGGGAGUUUGGUUUGUUUCAGAAGCUUGUUCUGGCUGCAGUAUGCAUCCCGCACAUGUUUACUGGUCUGGACAUGAUUGGUCAGGUUUUCACCGGCUUGAGCUUCCCUCAUCACUGUGAUACUGCCUGGAUUUUGACCCGUGGCCCCAACUUGACACAUGAGAGGCAGAGAAAUCUCACCCUCCCUGUGAACAAGGAUGGAGAGUUUGAAAGCUGUUUAAUGUUCACACCUGUGGAUUUGGAUUUGGAAACCAUUGAAGCGUAUGGGAUUAACAGCACCACAAAGUGUGUAGAUGGAUGGGAUUAUGAGGCACCUGAGGGUGCCUCCAGCACAAUAACAGAGUUUGAUCUGGUGUGUGACAGAGGUGGUUUGCUUGAAGUAUCGCAGUCCAUCUACAUGGCAGGUCUUCUGGUUGGAGCACUGCUGUUUGGCCCAAUGGCUGACAGGUUUGGCCGACGCUUUGUGGUCCUCCUUUCAAUCCUUCUGCUGCUGGUGUUUGGUGUGGGUGCUGCUUUUUCACCCAACAUCUAUGUUUACAUGGCUGUCAGAUUUGUAAGUGGCACCGCAGUUUCUGGCAUCAUGAUGAAUGGAUUUGUGUUAGGUGCAGAGUGGACUGAUUCCUCUCGGGUUGCACUCUUCACCUUUGUCACCGUUAAUUCCUUCCCUGUUGGACUGAUGAUCUUGUCAGGCGUCGCCUAUUUGAUCCGCAACUGGAGGAUCCUGCAGCUGGUGCUCUUCAGCCCUCUGCUCCUGGUUCUGGUGAUCUUCUACUGGCUUCUUCCAGAGUCAGCUCGUUGGCUUAUGACCCAGGGCAGGAAGGAGGAAUUGCAAAAGGAGAUCCGGAGGGCAGCCAGGGUGAACAGGAGAAAAGUCUCUCAAGCUCUGCUUGAACAACUGCAGGUGGAGGUUUCAUCCAACAAAGGAAGCAUGCUGGACAUCUUCAGGAUAUCAUAUUUGAGAAAACGUGCUCUCAUAAUGAACUUUGUCUGGUUAGGAACCAGUUUGGUUUACUAUGGACUGAGCAUGAAUGUUGGUGACUUUGGCCUGGAUAUCUACCUCACCCAGUUCACCUUUGGUGUUGUGGAACUUCCUGCAUACGUGGGCAGUUUGGCUCUUAUUCAGCAUUUCGGGAGAAGAAUAUGUCAGGCAGGGUUCUUGCUCAUUGCAGGCGGGGCUUGCCUUGUGGUCCCUGCCGUUCCAAAGGACCUCCCUGGACUGAUAACUGUCAUGGCAUCACUGGGGAAGUUUGCUGCCAGUGCUUCUUUCGCCAUAGUCUUUGUUUAUACUGCAGAGCUGUAUCCUACCUUCCUACGACAAAAUGGUAUUGGUCUAAACUCCAUGUGUGGUCGUGUGGCGGGCAUCAUCGCUCCUCUGAUCAGACUCCUGGAUGUCUACCAUCACUCCAUCCCCAUGCUGUUAUAUGGCAUCAUCCCCUUGUCUGCUGGGGGUCUCUGCUUUUUUCUGCCUGAGACCCUCCAUGUUGGACUCCAGGACCACGCUGAGCCCAUCGCCCCUCACUGCGACUUCAUUUGCACUCAAAAGGGUCGGUCACAGACAAAGGGGGAGCACAGCGGGGCGACCUGUGGCGCAGCGGAGGAGGACCGCAACAAACCCCCCCCCACGGAGCGCCCGCGGUUUGCUGCGGGAGGGGUUGGGGGUUAG